Messenger RNA from Cinclus cinclus, 1787 nucleotides. RefSeq names its product serine and arginine rich splicing factor 1 (gene SRSF1). Gene Ontology annotation, cellular component: ribonucleoprotein complex; cytoplasm; nucleus. NCBI's taxonomy places the organism in Eukaryota, Metazoa, Chordata, Aves, Passeriformes, Cinclidae. Bases 422 to 1183 code for a protein of 253 amino acids. The transcript is spliced from 6 exons. The record is from RefSeq and is a predicted model, not a curated record. Gene Ontology annotation, molecular function: mRNA binding.
UUAAGCCGCUGCCGGGAGGCGCGUCUUUCACCUGCCGCGGGGACUCGAGGCUCCCUACGGUAGAACUGAGCUCCCGCAGCCUCGCGCCCCACAGCCGCGCCUCCCGAACGGACUCAGCUUCUCCGAAGAGGCAAGAACCGAGGGACUACUUUGUGGUGGAACCGCGCAUGCGCUGGGCGGAAGAGUGAGGGCGCGGCGGAAGACGCGUGCGCUGCUGGUCCGCCGUGAGCGCGGGCGGUACUGCGGCCGGUGCUGCGUCCCGGGGUGAGAUCGGUGCGCGCAGAGGCAGCGCGAGCGGAGCCGCGGGCGCCAUUUUGAAGCGGCGGUCGGGGGAGGUGACGAGCGCUCCGAGAGCCCGGCCCGGCCCCGCCACCGCCGCCCCGCACCGCCCCGCGCCGCCGCAAACAUUGCCGACCUCGCCAUGUCCGGCGGCGGCGUCAUCCGCGGCCCGGCCGGCAACAACGACUGCCGCAUCUACGUGGGGAACCUGCCCCCCGACAUCCGCACCAAGGACAUCGAGGACGUGUUCUACAAGUACGGCGCCAUCCGCGACAUCGACUUGAAGAACCGCCGCGGGGGCCCGCCCUUCGCCUUCGUCGAGUUCGAGGACCCCAGGGACGCGGAGGACGCCGUCUACGGGCGGGACGGCUACGACUACGAUGGGUAUCGCCUCCGCGUGGAGUUUCCUCGGAGCGGCCGCGGCACCGGCAGAGGCGGCGGCGGCGGCGGAGGGGGAGGAGCCCCCCGGGGCAGGUACGGCCCCCCGUCCCGGCGCUCGGAGUACAGAGUGAUCGUCUCGGGGCUGCCUCCAAGUGGAAGUUGGCAGGAUUUAAAGGAUCACAUGCGUGAAGCAGGUGAUGUAUGUUAUGCUGAUGUUUUCCGAGAUGGCACUGGUGUCGUGGAGUUUGUGCGGAAGGAAGACAUGACCUACGCUGUGCGAAAGCUGGAUAACACUAAAUUUAGAUCUCACGAGGGAGAAACUGCCUACAUCCGUGUUAAAGUUGAUGGCCCAAGAAGCCCAAGCUAUGGAAGAUCUCGGUCCCGCAGCCGUAGUCGUAGCAGGAGCCGUAGUCGAAGCAACAGCAGAAGCCGCAGUUAUUCCCCAAGAAGAAGCAGAGGAUCUCCACGCUACUCUCCCCGCCACAGCAGAUCCCGAUCUCACAUAUCUGAAGAGAUGGAUUAAGAAUGCUUUGGAUUAAAGGAUUGUGGAGCACAUGUCAAUCAUUUUAGGAUUGUCAAAAGGAGGAUUGAGGAGGAUCAGAUCAAUAAUGGAGGCAAUGGUUUGGAUUGGAGAGGGCUCACUGGAUCCCAAUCCUUGGAGCUGGAUCAUUGGAUUCAAAUCAUAAUGUGGAUAGGAUAGGGAGGCUGAAUUACAAGGAUUCAUGGAGCGGGAUCAAAUUACCAGGAACAUAGGAGUGGAUUCCUGCCCCAACCAAACCGCAUUCGUGUGGAUUUUUUUUAUUCAACUCAAUUGGCUAUUCCAAAGAUAUUUUUUUUCCUAUUUUUGACGAUUGGAGCCCUUAAGAUGCACGAUGGAGUUUUGCAUUUUUUUGGUAAAAGGAGCAAAGCGAGGACCUGGAGAGGUACGCUGGAGCAAUCUCCUUGGAAGGAUUCAGCACGAGUAGAUGGUAAACCUUAAAGGGGAAAAAGGGGGGUUUGUUUAAAAAAAAAAAAGUAAAUAAGUCAUUUCUCUAAAUUUAAAGACCAAAAAUUGGAGUUAAAGAUGCCGUAGGUUUCAAUUGGCCAUUGCUUUUUUUUCUUUGACAAAUAAAAUUUUUACAAAAACA